This is a messenger RNA of Solanum tuberosum (potato), 1345 nucleotides long. RefSeq lists its product as uncharacterized. The transcript has 9 exons. Lineage: Eukaryota; Viridiplantae; Streptophyta; Magnoliopsida; Solanales; Solanaceae. Bases 828 to 1163 code for a protein of 111 amino acids. The record is from RefSeq and is a predicted model, not a curated record.
UAACAACCAUUCAAACAAGGUGUAGUGCAUUUGCUUUGUCACUUAUAUAAACACACUUGCUUUCUCGAUAGUACACAAAAAUGGCAGCAUCUUUAGCAAUUGCGUUGAAGAGUCUCUUCGCCGUAUUAGGAUUUUCGAUUGCCGCCGCUGUAAUCUACACUGCCGCCAUUGAUGGCCUCCCAUUCCGCAUGGAGCUUCUCACUCCGUUGAUGGCUGCGACCCUGAUGGAUUCUUUCAUCUACGUAUUAAUAAUAUGGUCCUGGGUUGUCUACAAGGAAUCAAACUGGAUUACUGCAAUACUUUUGGGGGUCUUACUAGUAUGUUUUGGAAGCAUUACUUUAUGUGGCUACAUUCUAUUGCAAUUCCUGAAGCUUUCAACUCAGGAAUCUUUACAGGAUCCAAUUUACUUUGUCCUAUUACAACGCCAUAAAAAGUGAGUAGAUAUUUGCUCAAAGUUCGUCUCUUCUUUAUAGUUUAUGUAUGCAUGUCCAAUUGUUUGAGGAUACUCGUGAAACUGACAUAUCAUGUCCAAGUUUGGUGUUUAGUCAGAGAAUAUGUUCAAGUGUAAUAAAUAAUUGUUGUUAACAAGAGAUAGCCCUUAUUUUUCCUUCAGUUUCGUAUUGUGUCUAUUACUUCGUUCAGAGUAAGCAUGCAGUGAAAAUAUCUAGAAAAAUGUGGUUCACAACAUUCAAAGAAAUGGAAGAACAUCUCUUCACAGGUCAAGACAAUGGUGGCAACAUAGCCUGUACUGCAGGACUGAAACAGAACAAUGGAGGAAGUAUUCUCUUUUAACUGCAAGAAUUCUAUCUCUUGCUUUGGGCAGUCUGAUGCUAGGGACACUGAUUUAUAUCCUUGUAACUUAUGGUUCUCCAUUUCACAGAGAUACUUUCACUCCGUGGAUGACAACAACACUAAUUGAUCACUUUGUCCUUGCUGUACCUCUCUCGGUCUGGGUUGCAUAUAAGGAAUCAAGUUGGCUAAGUGCAGCUUUUUGGAUCAUACCAAUUAUUUUGUUUGGCAGCACCAUCACAAGUGCCUAUAUUGCUCUUCAACUUUUCAGUCUCUCAUCUCAAGAUCCCGCGUACCUUGUUCUUUUCAGCAGCAGCAGCAGCAACAGGGAAGAAAAAGAGGGUAUAAAGGAACCUCUCAAACGGACAGCAUAGGAGAAGGUCAAAUGAGCAAGAAGUUAUAUGGUUUAUUUGAUCAUUGGACUCUUUCAUCUUCUUUUUUUCCUAAUAAAUAUGUCAACAAUAUAAAGUUCCAAUCUACAUAUGUUUGUGUAAAAGAACCAAAAUGUUUCUUGUAAUAAUUAUGUUACUGUUUGUUGUGGACUUAAAUUUUGUUA